UGAGAGACUCUCUCUCUCUGAACUAUCAGUGAAACAUAAUGGAACUAAAAGCAGACGCUCUUUCUCAGCGCUGGCACUUUCUGUACAACUGCCGUUGACUCUGAUUACUCUGUUUCUGUGUCUCUCUUGCAAGCUUCUUUUCUCGCCUGGACUCCAGGUUCUCUGAAAAGGUGCAGCAACUACUGAAUUUUUUGAACAGAGAUGGAGUAUCCUGUUUGCUAAAAACAUCUCCUGAAUAUGAACGUCAGACAAAGCUUUCAGACAGCACAGAGACUCUCCUUAACAAUACCAGUGAUUCGAACCUGGCUAUUGUUGGUGACCACUAUGUUAGCAAAGGACUCUGUUUCAGGUGACCAAUCCUGGCUGUCAGCAGCAUCCCCUGUAAACCCUUCUUUGGCAAAAACAGAAGAACCAUCAAUCCCUUUUAGGAAUGACCUGCUCUCCCUUGACACAGCACUGCGCACUUGGGCAGCACCUGGCUUGAAAAAAUGGACAUUAGUUCAGAAAGAAGCUCCAACACAACCUGGCUGGCAAAGGAGGAGAAAAAGGGCCUCUUGGCGGUCUCCUGUUUUAACUGCACUCCUCAGAACACAUCCAGCCUCACCAAGUGGACGUUGCAGAGGUCAUUUACAUCAGCGGUGCCCAAAGCUCGGGGGACGCUGGAAGAGACAGGUGGGCAAAGCUAGUCAGGGGACUAGAUCAUCCACGCCAUCUAAUAUGGAAUAUGAACAGCCAUCCUCACAGUACCCAUGGGCCAUCAUAUGGGGGCCCACUGUCUCUGAGGAGAUCACCCCAGACACCAGCAUAACAGUUGACAGAGCAGACAGCCUGGUCUCCCAGCAUUCUCAUGGCUCAGUGACAUCAUUCCCAAAUGUUGACAGCUCCCUACAAGAUAACGGCCUGAUCCUUGGGGAAACUCCAUCCACUCUGCAACCUGUUCUUCUUGGUCCUCGGACAGAAGGUGUUGAUCCUCAACUUUAUGUGACAAUCAGUAUUUCAGUCCUCAUUGUCUUAGCGGCUACCACCAUCAUCCUCAAAUUCUGCUGGGACCGAAACCAAAAGCGAAGACGCAACACUGACAGGCAAAAUUCCCUCCAACCUGAGGAAAGCCGCCAGCCGCUGACUGAUGUGUCUCCAAACAGUGGAACCUUCUUUGGGCUGUACAGUGACAUGCAGAAACCAAUGCCAGAAUCUGAAAGCCUGAUGCUGCCAGAACUUAUUGAGAAAAGAGAUGCAGCUAUGAAAAACAACAUGUUCCAGAGAAACCGUAUUCCAGUAGUGAACCUGUGACCAUCGAAAGAGAACAGCAGCACAUAUGUGGAGAAAAAUAAAAAACACAGCAACAAAUGAAAACAAAUUGCUUUUGAGUUCCAAAUGCCAUGAAGGACUUUGUCAAGGAUAUCAGCAUGCUCAGAGCAGGCGGCAGAGAAGAUGUCUUACAUGCACAAGCCGAGCAUCAUAGUGGGACAGCGAGUCAUGUACCCCUGUCCAAAAACUGAUGGCGACUGCAAGCCAUUGUUCUGUUUGCAAAGUCAUGGUGGGACUUAUGGUGUGAAUUCCACAGCAAACAGAUUAAGCAGUACAUGUGACUUUUUUCCAGCUUUCAACUUUCCUGGAAGACAUUUGAUUUGAGAAUAAGUUGAUUGUUUCCAUGGGUUACAAUGAUGAGUGUUGAAGGAAGUGAAGAGACAUAGCACAUUAUGUUUUGUGCUUCUUUCACAGAUACAGAACAGUAAGUAUUUUCUGUGGGAAUGUCAUUUUUGUGAUGACUGCUCAUGGCAAUCAAGCUUUCCCUCUCUGAUAUUUCUGGUCCUGAAUCACAUCUUUCACCAAUCCUUUGCUACACUUUCUUUCUCCACCAAUCAUAUUUCUACAGAAAGCCAUCUUUCUUUGGUUCCCUGCAAAAAAAUAUAAAAACAAAAAUAAACAAAAUAAUUAAAUGUAACAAUAAAAUGACUCUUUCUACAGGCAACUUUUUAUAUAAAUUGUCAAAAAGAUUUUUAAUGUGUACAUUUCAUACUGGAGACACUCUAAUCUUUAGAACUGAGGAUUUUGGUCAGAUAAAAUAUGGCAUAUGAAGAUGGCCCCGCCCUGAAAUUCCAGUUUGGAGCUGAGACUCUCAUCUGACCUGUUUCUUGACAUUUUUCUUCCAUAACAUGAAGUGCUUUAAAAGACGGGAAAAGUAGCUUGCUCUUUGAAAGGUGGCUAUUCAUAGGAAAAAAAAACCUUAGUGUAAAAAAGUGAUUUUUUCCCCUUUUUGGGUUAACAGCCUUGUUCGUGUACUGUUGCAAAAUAUACCACUCAGCCUACUGUGAGCUUUUUCUUAUAACUGCAAUGAGAUGCAAAAAUUAACUUGUUAUAUAUAGAGAAUAUAUAAAUGAUAUAUACAUAUUGUGUGUGUUUUAAAAGACUGUGUUAAACCUGUAAGCCAUUUCUUUAUAGAAGAAUCUGUUUGUACUGUAGACUUCCACUCUGAUAUUUUUUAAACAAAUCUGUACUAUGCUUAGGGUUGCCUGAGGAACUGAGAUGGAUAACAGAAGAGGGGUGACCCAUGGAAUUGUUAAGUAUGACUACAGCUGAGAAACCCCCUUCAUGUUGCAGAUCAUCAUCAUGAUUUAGCAUCGGAAACUGGUUUCCAGGGAAUGAUGUUCCAGUCUGGCUUGAUAAAUUUGUGGGAGACUGGUCCAGUGUUAUACAACAGACAGGAUUGACAGGUCAUAGGUUACUUGAACUGUUUAUCGUACAGAAGUCAUUUUUUUAAAGAAGGUAAAGAAAGAUUCAAUGUAUUUGUUUCUGAAAGAAUGUUCAUUAACCCAAUCUUAGCGUUCAACUUCUAAGUGAAGGGGUUUUGAGCAUCUUUUUUUUUUUAAGUAUCACUGGACUAUACUUUGCCCACCCUUUCUUAGCUUUGAUAGAUCAGUGCCUUGUCUUUCUGCUUUUUAACUGGAGAGAGACCUUUAGACUGAUCAUUUUGGAGACCAACAUACUCUGCUUAAAAAUCUAGACACAUUGCACCCUGGGACAAAACUCUUGAGCAAUUACUCCCACAGCUUAGGGUUCGUAGUUGACUCAAAUGUGAAUUUGAUGGAGAUCUUGGUGGAAUUUUUAUGAUACGGUUGUACCAGGAAACUUACUGUCUGAGUCAGAUGUGUAUUUAUUUUUGGUUUGCUGUCAUUAAUUCGACUCUCAGGUGGUCGACUCUACUUGUGCGAUACCUUACAUCCUGAAUGGCGGAAUGUCGAACACCAAUAUUCCUGAUUGUCCUAACUUGCCUCCCCUCCUGGACCCAUGGUAAAGUUUGUUCCUGCAUCCAGAGUGGAAGGGAGUUUCGAUGUUCAGUAUUUGUGUCUAGUAUAUUGCAAUUCUGCAGUCUGACAUUUGCGGAGGUGCGCUGAUGAUAUUCUGACUUGACUGUCUGUAAGUUGACAUUAUGAUAGCAAACCAUUUUUUUCACUAUAUUAUAGUAUACUUACUAUACCCACAGCUUAAUAGUCAUUGUUGCCCUGAAUGUUUCUAUGAAUUUGCUGGAGACUUGGUGGAAGUUCUGUGAUACAGUUGUCCCAGAAAGCUUAUUGUCUGUGUCAGAUGUAAUCAUUACUAUGUGUCACCUAUGUAUUUAUUUCUCUAUAAUGUUCUAUCAUAAUUAUUACUCAUUUUGUUGUUGUUACUGUUCUUUCCUUGUAGGAUGCCUGAUUUUUUUGUGACAGGGCAUCCUGUAAAUAAACUUGCUUUGCUUCAGUAACUUAA
Molecule: messenger RNA, 3747 nt
Organism: Protopterus annectens (West African lungfish)
Lineage: Eukaryota; Metazoa; Chordata; Ceratodontiformes; Protopteridae
Gene: PIANP
Product: PILR alpha associated neural protein
Exons: 6
Coding region: 238-1290 (350 amino acids)
Biological process (GO): regulation of immune response
Cellular component (GO): membrane
Source: RefSeq, a predicted model, not a curated record